UAAACAUUGUUGUUUUGAAGAUCAAUGCAUUUCCGCGAUUCGUAACCUGCGUUUGUUUAUUUCAAAUUCAAUUUGUAACUGUUUCAACGGUGAAACUAGUGAAGUUAAAAGCGGGCGCGAAUUAAAUACUCUUUAGAAUCCUUCUGACAUUUGUUCUAAACGGACGGUGACCGUGAAUGCAUCCAACUGCAUCUUGAAUUCAGAUUUUCUUUGUUGGAGGACCAAGUGAACAACAAUGGAGGUUGAAAACAAAUCUACUGAAAUCCGCUGCCAAGAGAUGUCGAAGGGUGGGCUAGCGUACGAGGUGAUCCUGGCGGAACCCGUGGGACUUCCGGCGCCCCGCCGCGCUGACUCCCCCGAGAAGACGCCGUCCGUUGAGGAGAUCCAGGAAAAACUGAAGGCAGCCGAGGAGAGGAGACGUAGUCUUGAGGCUAGUAGAAUGGCGGCCAUUGCGCAGAAAAUGCAGAAAAUUGAGGAGGCGUCGCGCAUCCGAAGCGAGCAGACCAACAACUUCAUCGUGGCGACAAAGGAGGCGCUCGAUGCCAAGAUGGACUCCCACGAGGAGAAGCGUGAGGCGUACAUCAAUGAGCUGCGUGCGCGUCUGAAGGACCAUCUUGAAGGCGUCGAAAAGACCAGGUUGACCCUGGAGCAGCAGACGUCUGAAGUAUACAAGGCGAUCGAGGACAAAAUGAACACAGCGGCCGACAAACGUGACGAGAACAUCAAGAAGAUGCUGGAGCGCCUCCGAGAACACGAGGAGCAAGUACGCAAAGUGCGAGCGGGCAACCAGGAGAAGUUCUUACAGCUGGAGAGCUCGAUCCAGGAUAAGUUGCAGCAGGCAGCCGACCGCCGCCUGCAGCUGGAGGCCGAGCAGAGGGAGAAGUUGCGCAACCACAACAAUAAGCUCCUGGAGGUGAGAUCCACGUUGUCGGCCAAGGUGGAGGAGAUCACGACGAGCAUUGAGACCAAGCUCACAGCCGCGGAGCAAAAAAGGGAAAAGGAAAUACAAAAGAAGUUGGACUUUGUUAAGAAAGAGGAGCGACGCGCAGAGAUGGUGCGACAGAACAAGAGCGCACGCGCCGAGAGUGAGGCGCCAACCUCCGGCUAGACCCCACCCCCCGCACGCGCCGGCCGCGCCGCACGCUCCGCCGAACACUAGCGAACGCGCCCGAGCACGCCCGAACACUAGCGAACACGACUACACCGAGGAAGGAGCCUAUGGACUACUGUCAAAUAGAUAAUAAAACAAGUAAAAAUACACACCUUAAAAACGUUUAGAAACCCCGAAGAUUUGUUUGUGAAAAUGGGUAAAAUACACAUAUUCACAAACAAAUUUCAGAAUACAUCAAUAAAAUUGUUGGAACAAGACGAAACAGUGCGAAGGGAAGCGAUGUGAGAUAUGUUUGGGAAUGAGGAUGGAAAUUUUCGUAGUUGUACUAAAAUGUCGAUAUAACCAACCAUUUUCAGAUGAAUUGAAAAUAAGCUUACUCAGUCUCAGUUUUUUAUGUGCAUAAAGAAAUCUAUAGGUCUCCUUGUCUAUGUCCCACUACGCACAGUCGCCAUGCCAUAAACAAUGAUCGAGCGUAAAUAAAGCGAGUGUUUUUACCUAUACGGCGGCGUGUGUAUGUUGGGACGACCGAUGAGAACGAAUGAAUAUUCGUGGCAUCAGUAAUAACCAAUGUUAUUUUUUCGUGGCGCAUCGAUGAUGACUGACAUAAAACAAUAAACAACAAAGUUGAUGAGUCUUUGCAGUACUAAUUACCUGUGUUGUGUAGUGUCAACAGUGAUUACCAAUGUUGUUGCGACGUGGCAUACUUACUGACAUAUAGUUAGAUCAUGGCAACGGUGAUUGUUAUCGAUGGUGUUGUGAUUACCCGUGUGAAUUUUGAUAUGUCGUGGUAAUAAUAUUGAGAAAUGAUUUGCUCUAGAAAUGACUUCAGAUAAAACACGUAGUCUUUUACUAUAGGCAACUAAUCGUGGAGGAGUUUUUAUUGAAAGAACAAAAGAACAGCAUUUAAGUAUUGCCAAUAGCUGAUAUUUUGCAAUGUGUAGGGUCAUAGUUUUAGGAUUUUGCGGAUCGUCUAUAACAUUGCGGCGGUUUAAGUUCGGCUGUACCAUGUGCGGCGCAGGUUGACAGGGGGUGUUGUGACGCCAAAUAAAAAACACCGAUGAUACAAAAAUAUCAACAUCUUUAAAUAAAGAAUUAGGUAACGCUUAUGUCAGUGUUACAUGUCGCGUUUGGGUUUUGUGAGAAAGAAGAUAUAUCCCCCUCAAGCUUGAAAAUAAUUACGAAAUCUACAUUUAUUAUUUUUUUUCACUUGAAUUAAUGGCAACAUCGCUAAAAGUCACACAUCAUGGCCUAUUAUUAGUUGAAAAGAGAUGAAAUGAAAUUGGUCUCAGAUAUGGUGUUGCGAAUUCCGACUUUUAGUAAAUAUACUAAGAGUUAGAUUAGAGGUCGUUUGAGGCUUGGGGGUUCCGCGCUGCAUAUUAAUAAUUAAAAUUAAAACUGCUGAACUAACAUUUCCAACAUGGCGGGACCCCAUUUGAAGUGUAUUUUUUUACUACGGGAGGGAAGGUUAAAGGAAUUAAUUAUUCCUAAUCGUUAGUUAUAGUCUAAUAUCAUUAUUUUUAAUGUUUAACAUAACGCAACAGUAUUUUAGGGAAGUAUAAUCUAAAUUUAAGUUCUCUCAUAGUAUCAUCACACGCUAUAGACUGUCAGUACAUAAAUUUUAAAUGUUUUCUUUUCAAUAUUUCGAUAGAAUAGGUUCUUUACGAGUCGAUUGUGGUUGCUUCGGUAUUGUUCAGUCGAUGGAUGCUUUGCUCGGUUUUUAGCAAGCUUAGCACUACAAAUACCUGGUCUUCAGUGACCACUAAUUACCAUUUUGUCGUGGCCACAAAUAUUACCAAUGUUGUAGUAUCGUAACCAUGAUUACUAACAGGGUUCUAUCAUGGCAAGAUUGAUAACUAAUGUUGUUACGUCGUGGCAAUGAUAAACCACUGUUGUUUAAAAUAGCAACAGUAUUUUUAUGGUGGCAACAAUGAUUACCAACGUUGUUGUAAUAUGACCGUUUUGAUUACUGAAGUGUUUUUGUCGUGGUUGAAACUAAACGGAUGGUAAGACGCAGGCGACGCAACACAGUAUAGUACAGAAUGGCAGUCGAUGGCAACUAUUAAAACGUAUCGUAAAACUGGGCUGAAAAAUGGCUGGGUCCCGUAUCGCAGCGUAUGCAGAUCCUUGAUUAUAGGAUUACAAACUCUAUCUAAGCUUUUGUGCUUCGGAAACCUGCGUCUAAGCCAACGCUUAGCUUCAUGCUUUUAUGCGGCUAAUAGACUAAUUUUCCGUAUGAUUGCUCUAGUUAUGAUACUAGAGCAAUCAUAAAGAUUGGGGCACUUAAUUAAAAUCAAUUAAAAGACUUAAGUACAUAAAGGUGUUGUGGUGCUAAAGCCAUGCAUUUGCCUAAGGUCAGAUCUAGUCCACGUUUAAAUUUUAAGUCGUACACGUCACUUAUUAUGAUCUCAAAAGCAACACACAACAAUAGUUAGGUCGGUAGCAAAAGUGCCUCGAAGUUCGUGUAUCGCGCAUGGACAAUAUCACUAAAUGUAUGUAACGUAUAAAACUGCCUUUAUAGCGUUUUAUAUUUUUUUAAACGUAGGAAAAUGAUGGCCGUUUCUGACUAGGACCGAACCGCCGGCGUACGACGCAUAGCUUUGCAUUCAAUUGUGAACUUUAGACCUUGUAUUGUAGAUACACUAUUCAAAAACAACUUGUGGUCGUCCAACAACUAUAGAAAUUUAUCCCUGUAUUAAGAAUGAUUUAAGAAUAACUUUGGAUUCACUUUUAAUUAUUUUUUUAUAAAACAUCAUUAAAAUUCUCUGAAGAACGUAACAUUGCUGCAGGCAACUUAGGGAGUCAUCUUUGAAUGUCGAGCUGUGUGUUUUGCGCUAACAGUUCGGCUUUGGUCAGCGUUGGCUGUGGGGCACCGGGCCGCGGGAUGGUGUUGGACACAAACUGCUUCUGUGAUGUUUCGCUGUAGUGAUAUCGUAUCGAUUAUUCAGUUAGGCACAAAUUGUAUCGAUACGUACUUACGUAGCAUAGCUUAGCGAGUGUACAGUUUACAAACGCAAUGUUAACCAUAGACAAAGAAUCGCAAUAAAAUGGCGUCGCUUCUGUUUUCCUCUUGUUCAUCAGCGAUAGUGCGUGCGAGAGGCGAAUAAAGGAAACGCAAACAGUAUUGUGACUGUUUUAGAUUACACUCUUGUCAUUUCAUUUGGAGUGAAAUAUUUAAAUAAAAAUAAACAUUUAAAAAAACAUUACUUUAAUUUUAUGGGUGGCGGUACAAGCAGAACACAGUGCGUUUAUCAUGUAUGAACGUUUCCCAACUGUACGAUUGCUAAGCUGUGAUAAUAGUUAAUUCGAGUAAAAAAAUCUCUCGCAUAUACUGCGGUUCAAAUUAUAAUACAAUUCUAGCGGGUUAAUAAUCAAAAUCGAUUAUCAUCCUGCGAAAGUGUUUUAUUCUAAUUUUGUAAUCGAUUCCAAUUAAAUCUUUUAGAAUCGCGGAAUUGCGGGUCUUUUUAGGUUGGCUAGUGGAUUUGUAAGAGGAGUUUUAAGGUAAUGGAUUGGUUAGACGAGUGGUGGUAAAGUAAUUCUCAAUUUUUAUAGUACAUUCUUUUCGUAAAAUCGAUUAAAAUUAAUAAUGUCAGUCUGUUUUGUCGUCGACGAUAUGAUAUUAUGAUAAUAAUUGUAUAUACUCAAUGCCUUUUUAACGUAUCAAAGAUAUCUUGGCACGUUUUGCAUUGUAAAUAUAUAUAGGUAUCGUACACUGUAGUUUCUUAUCGAUUUUCUAAAGAAUCUACAAACACAUUCGAUUCGUCAGUCGAUUUCGAAGUGUCAAUAAACAUAACCGUCAUUCGAUACGCAAUGCAGUAAUGCAGACCUAUUUUAAACGUGUAGAAUGCGCCGAGAGAUGCUUGUAUGUUAAAAAGGCGUAAAUAUUUAAGAGAUAGCAUCUAGCUUGGCGGGGCGACUGGCGAGCUUGCCUGCUUCACUAUGUUACUAACGCUACAUAAGGGAAAAUAGUUGUAAGUUACUAGCUUGUUACUAUAGCGGUGAAGACGUGAAAACCUCUGACCAAUUUGCCUUGGAUAUUGUAGUAUUGUGUAGCAAAGAUCGAGACAAAUCAUGUAUAGCGACGCCAAUUUUUUUCUUUUCGAGCCUCGUUAUGUAACUUUUUUGGAUAACAAAAUCAUUUCAGUAAAUGUUAAGAACUUGUCUUACCAUUAGGUGAGAUUGCAGUCAAUGGCUCAAUUUUAGUGAGAAAAAGGGGUCUUGGGAAAACUCAGCUAACUACUAAGAACUAAAGAUUACAGUUUCUGGCACACCUUCUCGACCUAUUUAAUAGUUGGAAGCUUGGGCUGUGACUAGUUACCUUAGAAAUCUGUUAGGAGUAUGGGAUUAAUAUAAACUGCCAUACUACCAGGUUGAAUUGUUGCCAUCUUAGACUGCAUCAAUGAACAAGAAAUAGUCCCAAUAACAUACUAAAACAGCGGUUAAUAGAAUCUUAAUACGGAGAGUGCGGAGAAAUUUAAUAUCAAUUGCAAAACUAAAUAAGUUCUCUCAAAAAGAUACAUUCUGGUCUCGAGAUAAUAUUAUUACCUAUUACUAACGUUUUAAUUUUAUUUUAUGUUCUUUUAUUUUAAUAAUGUUAGUCACUCUUUGUCUUCUACGGUGUUAAGAUGUACGUUAAUUUUAUGUUUGUGUAUCUAUUACAUUAUCAAUUAAUAUUAAUAUGAAAUUGCUGUUUGAAGUGCAGGCAACUUUUGUAGUUUCAUUGUCGUAUUGAAUAAAGUCAUAAAUACUAAUAA
This is a messenger RNA of Pararge aegeria (speckled wood butterfly), 5862 nucleotides long. RefSeq names its product stathmin-2-B (gene stai). Bases 236 to 1108 code for a protein of 290 amino acids. The record is from RefSeq and is a predicted model, not a curated record. NCBI's taxonomy places the organism in Eukaryota, Metazoa, Arthropoda, Insecta, Lepidoptera, Nymphalidae. Gene Ontology annotation, cellular component: neuron projection; cytoplasm. Gene Ontology annotation, biological process: neuron projection development; regulation of microtubule polymerization or depolymerization; microtubule depolymerization. Gene Ontology annotation, molecular function: tubulin binding. The transcript is spliced from 7 exons.